Molecule: messenger RNA, 1113 nt
Organism: Spodoptera littoralis (African cotton leafworm)
Lineage: Eukaryota; Metazoa; Arthropoda; Insecta; Lepidoptera; Noctuidae
Source: the annotation of a GenBank genome assembly
AUGGAGACUUUGGUGUUGAUUCCUCAAGACUUGAGCCUGGCUUUGAGGCCUGGUGGCGCGAGAGGUCGUGAGGCUUCCGUCAGCGUGUGGACCUCAGCUGAGCUUCCUCGAGGGUCCUUACUGUACCCAUUCCAGGGCACAAUAAGGAUUGAUAAGCUUCAUGUUUACACAUACGUUCCGGACCACGAUAUACGGCACAGAUUCGGUUUAUUCGACGAAGUGUGUACUUCUGGUGGAGUCCAAGUCCGCCACUGUAAUUGGGUUCGAUUUCUGCGUGUGUCAGAUAACUAUGGACCACAAGUAAACCUAGUCUGCACAAAAGUCAAGGGUGAGCCGGUAUAUGAAGCGGUGAAGCCUGUGUCUGCGCACACAGAGCUGGUGGUCUACUACCUUCCUGAGAGACCUGAGGAGAUGUUCUUCGUGAAGAUGAGGAACAACCUUUACAGACAAACUAUGGACUCGAUAUUGGAAGAUUCACCACUAGACCUAUCGACAUCACUCCUCUCCAGGGUUCUACUUCCAAUAUCCCCUCCUUCUGGUGCAGAAGAUGAACACAAAUCCGUAUCAGGAGAUUCCCUCACGUCAUCAUCAGCCGGUUCAUCAAACGAACUCCUGGAUAUGACUCCUAAAAUCCAAAGAAGACCAGCCAAGUCUGAAAGGGCGUUACUACCCUGUGAAGUUUGUGGGAAAGCCUUCGAUAGACCAUCGCUGUUGAAACGUCAUAUGAGAACACAUACUGGUGAAAAACCGCACGUAUGUAUGGUAUGCAACAAAGGCUUCAGUACGUCGAGCAGUUUAAACACCCACAGAAGAAUCCAUUCAGGGGAGAAACCUCAUCAAUGCCAGCAUUGUGGGAAGAGGUUUACAGCCAGCUCCAACCUGUACUACCAUCGAAUGACGCAUAUAAAGGAGAAACCACACAAGUGCAGUCUCUGUUCCAAGUCAUUCCCAACGCCUGGAGACCUCAAGUCCCACAUGUACGUGCACAGCGGCUCCUGGCCCUACAAGUGCCACAUAUGUUCCCGAGGGUUCUCUAAGCACACCAACUUGAAGAACCAUCUCUUCUUGCAUACUGCUAAACAUCAAAGAAACAGUGCAAGGGACGCCACCUGA